Messenger RNA from Glycine soja, 1620 nucleotides. RefSeq names its product dof zinc finger protein DOF3.1-like. Gene Ontology annotation, biological process: regulation of DNA-templated transcription. The coding region runs from base 536 to 1171 and encodes 211 amino acids. Gene Ontology annotation, molecular function: DNA-binding transcription factor activity; DNA binding. NCBI's taxonomy places the organism in Eukaryota, Viridiplantae, Streptophyta, Magnoliopsida, Fabales, Fabaceae. The transcript has a single exon. The record is from RefSeq and is a predicted model, not a curated record.
GCUCAAGAUCGAAGCCAAACCUUGGAGUAGUGAAGAGGGGAGAUUUUCUGUUUCUAUUUGAAGGCUGCGGAGUGCGGUAGAGUCAUCACUCGUUACAAACUCUGUUUAGAUCAUUUCAUCUCCAUCAACCUCUCCAACAAAAUAAAUAUCCCUUUACCCUAUUUUCUCGAAUCUUGUUUGCUAUCUCCUGAGUCCGGCUAAAUCCUUGCCUUUUCAGCCAGUUUCCUCCGUCUUCCCAACCUCAAUCACACUUAUCCAUCACACCCCAUGUAACAACUUUCUGUCUCUAGCUUUGAGCUUUUUCUUUUUCUUUUUUCUUCAAACACAAAACAACUUUCUGGAAUUAGUUACUUCUACUCUCAAUAAAGUUUUUUUUUUUUUUUUUUUAUCAUCAGCUUCAUUUAUUAGUAUUUUGGUCGGUUCUAUAUCCUUCCUUUUUCUUUUUGUCUUCUUUCCACUUUCCCCUCACUUUGUUGUGAGAUCUUGACAACAAAGUGCGUGCUUGAAAACUGAAGUCCCUUUUAGGAAUACGAGAAUGCAGGAUCCAACGUUGUUCCAACCCAUGAAACCCCACUUUCCGGAACAGGAGCAGCUUAAAUGCCCGCGCUGUGACUCCACCAACACCAAGUUCUGCUACUACAACAACUACAACCUCUCGCAGCCACGCCAUUUUUGCAAGAACUGCAGAAGGUAUUGGACCAAAGGUGGUGCCUUGAGAAACAUCCCUGUUGGUGGUGGAAGCAGAAAGAACACAAAGCGAUCAUCUUCAUCCAACAACAACACCAAACGCGCUUCCCCAUCACCCCCAGUUUCCUCUGCACCCGCUCCAGAACCCGACCCUACCCGGAUUGGCCCCACCCCGGUUGUUGGUGGCGGGAGUUUCAGUUCCCUUUUGGCAUCAAGUGGCCAUUUGGGCCUGGGGAACCUCUUGGAGGGUCUGAAUUCAAGUGGGUCUAAUCUGAAAACUGUGCAAAUGGAAGAGUUUGGGGAGAAUGUUAGUUCGGGUCCGGUUGCGGAUCCGGGUUCGGGUCGGAAUCCCGGGUUGGAGAUGCAAAGCAAUGGGAACGCAGAGAAUUUUCUGAGUUUGCAAAAUGGUGAUUCAAGCUGUUGGAAUGGUACUAGUGGUUGGUCUCACCUUGCUAUUUUCACUCCUGGGUCAAGCUUUCAGUAAUGACAAAUUAAUGAAUAUGAUUACUCUGAUCUGUAUAUUUAGACAUAUGUCGUACUAUUAUGGAGGAUCACAAACCAGAAGGCCACUGCUAUAGGAUCAUUAGGUAAAGUUUCUCCUGUUUUGGAUUUUUAUAUUUGUGAAUUGUGGUUGGUGUUCUUCAGCUAUAUCAAUGAUGGAAGAGAAAUGGAAAGCAAGUCAUAUUUUAGGGCAGGGUAUGGGGGGUAUAUGAAUGUUGUUGUAGUGAGAUUGUUUUCAGUCUCAUCACGUAGAGGAAGUGUUGCCAUGGCUUGGAGAUUCUAAUUUAUUUAAUCUAUAUAUGUGUAUUUUACACGCGCAGUUUGUCAUAUGCUUUUUUUAAUAAUAGCUUUUUCGAGUAUCUAUAGCUGUAUGUAUGUAUGUAUGGUAGUGCCCUACUUGACGACAAGUUGCUUAAUUAAAUACUUUUGGUA